This is a messenger RNA of Salvelinus sp. IW2-2015, 4538 nucleotides long. It is a transcript of the gene galnt3, whose product is annotated as UDP-N-acetyl-alpha-D-galactosamine:polypeptide N-acetylgalactosaminyltransferase 3 (GalNAc-T3). Gene Ontology annotation, biological process: protein O-linked glycosylation. Gene Ontology annotation, cellular component: Golgi apparatus. Gene Ontology annotation, molecular function: polypeptide N-acetylgalactosaminyltransferase activity. Lineage: Eukaryota; Metazoa; Chordata; Actinopteri; Salmoniformes; Salmonidae. The record is from RefSeq and is a predicted model, not a curated record.
AAUUUUAGAAUAUGGCUGUAACGUAACAAAAUGUGGAAAAAGUCAAAGGGUCUGAAUACUUAACGAAUGCACUGAGACUCGCCUAUUAUUCGCAUAAGCUAUUCGCCUAUUUCAAACAUAAUAUAUAAUAGAGACGGACUACUCCUGCAUAUGAAAAAGUCACUUCCACAACUCGGUGAGAUUGUGAUCUGUAGGCUAAGUACCAAGAAGGACAGGAGAACGGUCACGGUAAACUGUGUCCCUCGUUGAACCUACUUGACAAGACUCCUACUGCGCACCGGAGUAUUCCUCCUCCGAAUGUCUACCGUGUCCACGUCUUAUCUUUACCACCUCAAGCAUCGAACACUUUACGAAUACCAUCUGCCAGGGGUGACUUGGCAAACAGGAAUAUGUUGGGAUAUGUCUCAGAGGGUCCAACAUGUUUGGUUACCUCCUCUGGUGGUGCAACUGACUGGUAGGUGAAGUACUGUCUCAAAGCGAUCUACCCCACACAUCUCCAGAAGAAUGAGUGGUCUCCGCAGAGUUCUCAGAAGGCGAUUACACCCCUUAAAACUGGUGAUAGUGGCCCUUAUCUUUGUCACAUUUCUCUUUCUAAUACAACGUGAGGUAGUAAGCCAAAGUCCCUCCCUAGAAGAGCCCUGGCUGAAGGAGAUAGCUGUCAAGCGGGAUGCCGUGCUGGGCAUGGUGAUGGGGGCCGUCAAUAACUUUAGGGAUGCUAUGCCAAAGAUGCAGAUCAAAGCCCCAGUGCGUCAGCAGGACAAUGCAGGGGACUUCUCCUGUUUGCCAGGGACCUACACGGCUGCUGAGCUGAGGCCAUCCCUGGAGCGUCCACCUCAGGACCCCAACAGCCCCGGGGCCUCUGGGAAGCCCUUUCACACAGAUAAACUGAGCCCUGCUGAACAGAAGGAGAAGGACCGGGGAGAGGAGAAACACUGCUUUAACCUCUACGCCAGCGACCGCAUUUCUCUCAGCCGUGACCUGGGUCCUGACACCAGACCACCGGAAUGUAUCGAGCAAACGUUCAAGCGCUGUCCCCCUUUGCUGACCACCAGCGUGAUCAUUGUGUUUCACAAUGAAGGCUGGACUACUCUGCUGAGGACGGUGUACAGCGUCCUCCACACCUCCCCUGCCAUCUUCCUCAAGGAGAUCAUCCUGGUGGACGAUGCCAGUGUGGACGACGCCUUGAAAGAGGAGUUGGAUGAAUAUUUGAAGCGGCUGCACAUUGUGCAUGUGGUGCGGCAGCGGGAGAGGAAGGGCCUGAUCACCGCUCGGCUACUGGGAGCCUCGGUGGCCACCGGAGACAUCCUCACCUUCCUCGACGCUCACUGUGAAUGCUUCAGUGGCUGGCUGGAGCCUCUGCUGGCCAGGAUAGCAGAGAACUACACUGCAGUAGUGAGUCCUGACAUCACUACCAUUGACCUCAACACUUUUGAGUUUAUGAAGCCCUCGCCGUACGGGCAGAAUCACAACCGUGGUAACUUCGACUGGGGCCUGUCCUUCGGCUGGGAGAGUCUACCGGACCACGAGAAACAACGGAGGAAGGAUGAGACCUAUCCUAUCAAGACACCAACUUUUGCUGGGGGACUCUUCUCUAUCUCCAAGGACUACUUCUAUCUCAUCGGAAGCUAUGAUGAACAAAUGGAAAUCUGGGGCGGAGAGAAUAUUGAAAUGUCUUUCAGAGUGUGGCAGUGUGGGGGUCAGCUAGAAAUCAUCCCUUGCUCCAUUGUGGGUCACGUGUUCCGCACCAAGAGCCCCCACACCUUCCCCAAGGGCACCCAGGUGAUCGCACGCAACCAGGUGCGGCUGGCCGAGGUCUGGAUGGACGACUACAAGGAAAUCUUCUACCGACGCAACCAGCAAGCCGCCCAGCUGGCCAAAGACAGGGCCUUCGGAGAUGUCGGGCGUCGCGUGGACCUCCGGGAGCGGCUGCAGUGCAAGAGCUUCUCCUGGUAUUUGAAAAAUGUGUAUCCAGAGGUCUUCAUGCCCGAUCUCAACCCGCUCCACUUUGGCUCGGUGAAAAAUGUAGGUAAAGACUCGUGUCUGGAUGCAGGGGAGAACAACGAGGGAGGGAAACCGCUGAUCUUGUAUCCAUGCCACGGCCUCGGAGGAAACCAGUAUUUUGAGUACUCGACCCAUCAUGAGAUCCGGCACAACAUUCAGAAGGAGCUGUGUUUGCAUGGGACGGAUGGAGCCGUGAAGUUGGAAGACUGCCAGUAUAAAGGCCGCAACACGUUUGUAGGAGCAGAACAGAAGUGGGAGUUAAGGGAGAACCAGCUAUUCUACAUCCCAGGAUGGAACCUGUGUCUGAGUGCUCGUCAUGAGCACCCCUCCUUGGUGGCCUGUAAUCCCUCAGACAGAUACCAGCUGUGGCUCUACGUCUGACUACAGGACACACAUGGUCCUCGGCACUAGUGGACGAUGUGUGCCUUGGUAUCCUAGAACCAUUAGAACAAGUAGCAAUUGGCGUACAUUUUUUUACGUUUUAUUAUCGAAGUUGAAUUUUAAUUUAUUUUUAUACGUAGAAGAACUGCUGCUGGAAAGUUUGCGAUUUUUGAGAACGUGACCUCGGGAAGGAAGCGUUAAAACUGAUACUGAAGACUGUUUGUUUUACUCCUUCCUUUUUUUUAAUCAUGAUUUGGGUAAAGGAAUUGUUUUUCUUGUCAUUCACGCCAACCGCUCUCUGUAGAUUGACGGAGGUAGCUGGGACUGUGGAAAGACUUUGGAUGGAUACUGAAUGAAGAGAGAUUUCUUUGAAGAAUACAACUUGUCUUUUUUUCUUAUAGUGUGUACUUCGGAGGCAAAUCAACAUGACAUUUUAUUUAAUUACCAAGGUUUGUUCUUUAUUGCCCACACUGAAUAAUUUAUUAAUAUAAAUGUGAAAACCAACAACAAAAUGGACUGUCAAAUAAUGCAAUAGUGCACUUGCCUCUUGCACAAACUGAAUAACUUCGAUGUUAUACACCAAAGACUAAUCAAGUUUAGUUUUUUUUCUAUUAAAGACAUGCUCCAGAACAUUGGCAACUAGUUAGAUUAUGCAUCCAGCCCAUAGCGGAAGGUUAAAAAAAUACUAUGAGGAGAAUUACUGUCUUACCUCAAUUAGACACGAAAAUCCAUUUACUGGAAGCGGUGCAGUGUCAUUUUCCUUACAAUUCGAGUUCCAGCCAAUGAGGUUCAGCCCCUCGGAGAGAGAAAUUAUGUGGUGCACAUAUGUGAUGUAUGCAAUUUUCGGGGAUAAUUUUUGGCUCGUAAGCUCUACUUUCAGAACUACUGGCUAAGAAGUAUAUGGGAAAAUCUAUUUUAAAAUGUUUAUUAUAGGUUAUUCAAUAUCUACCACUACUGCUUAUUUUUAUUAUGUGAACUAGUCUGUCAGAUGUGACAGGAAAGCACUAGACAUGCAUCCUCCAUUACCACUGCUAGAGGGUCUGAUUUCCCCUCUCAUCCAGCUGGUUUUCCUCACAAGCAGGAGGAUAAAAUAUGAAGUCUCCAAAGUGGUAUUUUAACCAAGGGCUUGAGUCGUGUGGUACUGUUUAAUUGGGCACCUCUAAUUCAUAAUCAUCCGGUAUUUGCAAGAUAAAUCAUUUUCUUUUGCUUUUCCAUAUUGCUUGGCUGGGGCGUUCAAAGGUGUUUUAAUCAUGUAUACAGUUGACCUUUUUCUGAGACUUUAUCAACAUAGCAUUUUUAAACACAAUUCCAGUCACUGCUGUGGUAUUUGAAAUGACCUGUUGUGUACACUCUGGUUGAUUUCAAGUUUGAUUGCAAUGAAAUAUUGUCUUUUUUUCUUUGAAAUCUCUCUUAAAUGAAUGUACAUGUUUUUCUAUCAUGUUCAUGGGGAUUGGAAAUUGUAUGUGGGCUUAAAUGGGAUCUGUAGAAAGGGGAAAAAUGUUAACUUGGUUUACAACAUGAUUGUAUUUUUUUUAUUUUUUAUUAUUCAAGUCUCAGAGUUCCCAGUAUCACACAAACGUCAGUGUUUCGAUGUGAGGGUGUGGGCUAGUUUAUACGAAUCUAUGGGAGAAUGCUGACUGACAAUGGAAUGUUAGAAUUUUGUUGAAUAUUGAAUAUGUCUGGGACUUAAACAGAUGGGUCUACGGCAGUCUGUUAACAAAUUAGAACCGUGUGCCUUUUAUGUUUGGAUCCUUGAGGUUUUCUAUUUUAGUAAAAGGAACUCUGUGUAAUGAGUACAAUGACUGAAUAUGUCAGGGGUGUUGAACUUGUUCCAUGGAGAGCCUAGUGUCUUUUUUUCUCUUCAAUUAAGCCCUAGAUAACCAGGUGAGGUGAGAUCAUUAGUAAUUAGUGACCUUCAUUCAUCAAUCAAGUACAAGGGCGUGAAACCCGUAGACACCAGGCCCUCCGUGGAAUGAGUUUCACACCUAUGCUGUAUGGCAUGAGUACCGUUCUUCACCAUUUCUUAUGUUCAACGGGAGAGGGCGCUGUGCACAAAGGAAUUCAUCCUUGACCCAUCCUUACUGGGCUGUUAGUGUACCCUUUUUCUGAAUAAAAGUUGUUCAAGCUAAACGCAUUAAACGGAUAAAGAAAAACAA